AUUCACAUCUCCACAAAACGUUUUUUUUUCUGUUUGUUUCUUUUUCUGCUAUGGAUAUGGAGUGGAAGCGGGUCCACUUACUGAUUUUCUUGAGCUUCUUGAAACCUGCUGUUGGAUAUGAAGGCUGGGUUUCUCAGAGUGUUCAGCCUCAGAACUGGUCCGUCCUCCACAAGCUCUCCAAUCCUAGGAAUGGCCAGUCUUCUGUGUUGGAGGCUCCAGUGACUGGAAGCAUUCCUGUUGAAGAAGUGGCCUCUAAUAUGCUUGCUGGGAAGAACCCAUAUGCCAGCAAGUCUCCACUUUCCCGUUCACAAUAUGUAAAAAGAGGCUUUUCCAGCAGUUAUGGAUCUAUGUCUCAUACCCAAAGUGCACCAAAUGUCUUGGACAGAAUUUCAUCACCGCUACAACUCCAGGGUUCCUCCAGUCCAAAUGCACAGAAGAUAUUUAACAAGGCAGCUAGUGGAGAAGGUUCCUAUAGUCCGUCUGCUCUAUCUUCAAAAUAUGGCUCUGGACUGCAAAGCGUUUCUGCUCCCCUCUCUUCCACACCAGUACGAGGUGAUGGUUUCAGUGGCUCAUCCAUCCGGUCAAAUCUGUUUUUCUCCCCUCUUGAUGUUUCUGGUCCACUCCCCAGUGAUCAAAGCUCUUCAAAUCCAUCUGCAAGCUCUCAGGGCAACUCUGGCCUUAAGUUGGGAGGAACCUCUAGUUGGCUUUCUACACUGAGUAGCUCUUCCACAGGGUCCUCAAGCAGUUAUCGCCAUCUCUCUACUUCUCAGGGCAGCUCUGAGCCACAACUGGCAGGAGGUUCAAGCCAACGUGUUUCUGCAAGUGGUUUGCUAAUCCACUCUCCAAGUACUGAAAGUCAGAAUACCCCUGGGUCCUUUUAUGCCAAGCCUGCUGCCUCACCCAUAGGUUUUCACCAGCUUACCACUGGUCAGAGUUCUUAUGGCAAAUAUAAACCAAGCUCUGUGAGCAGAGUUGGCAAUCAGCUGGCAGCUUCCCGUUAUGUACCUAGACAGGAUAGUAGCUCUGGUUCGUCUGUCCAGCCUCAAGGUACCACUAGCCAGCAUGCUCCAGCUUUUUACUUUGGUGCAAAACUGCCUGUGUCCAGUCAGUACUCUAAAGUAACUCCAAGUGGUUAUCUGUCUCCAAGCCAGUCAUCUCUGAAGUGGCAGCCUUCAACCUCUAGGACCCAAGGAUUUCAGACAGUAUCAGGAACCGGUACAUCACGGAGCACCUCUUGGCCUAAUAAUGGGUUCUCUUCACUGUCUUCAACAGGAGGUUCUGUGCAGUCUCAACCUGCCUCUAGCCAGAAAGCCCUGGCUUCUUUGGAUGCAAGAGUGCCGGAGUACAGUCAAACUGCCUCAAGUGCAUCCUCUGCUCCAAGCCAGACAUCCCAGUGGGAUCCUUUCACUUCUAGAUGGUCCCAUGGUUUUCAAACCUCUGGAGCUGUAGCAUCUCACAGCAGCUCUCCCUCUCAAGGUUCGUCUACUAGUAAGUCCUUUACCCUUACCUCAGCAGCAAGUCCCAGCCAAUUUGCCUCCAAACAGGAAGGAAGUGGUAGAUAUAUUGGCUUAUCCAUUCAGUCUCCAAGUACCUCAAGUCUGCAUAGUCCUGGGUCAUCUGAAUAUGCUAAGCUUGCUGCCUCAACCCUAGGUGUUAGUCUGCCGACCAGUGGAGAACGCUCUUACAGCCAGUAUACAUCCAGCUCCUGGAGCAGAGCUGGCCCUCAGCUGGCAGACUCUACUCACCAUGCACCCGUGCAGACUGGAAGCAUGUUUACUGGCGGCUCCUCUCUCCAGAAGCAAGGUACCUCUCUGUAUGCACCACCUCAUUUGGAUGUUAAAAUGCCUAUGUACAAUCAGGCUCCAAGUGGACCAUCACGCUCUCUGAGCCAACCAUUUCAAUGGCAGCCUUCCUCUAGUUUGUCUCAAGCUUUUCAGAACUCUGGUACAGUGGCCUCGCAGAGUAGCUCUCCAUCUCAAGGCCCCAAGACUCCCACGAUGUUCUCUACCUCUGCAAGAAGUUCUGACCAAUUUGCCUCACCAAAAGAAGGAAGUGGUAGCUAUAGUGGCUUGUCUCAAAGUGCCUUAACUCUAACUAGCCCUGAGUCCCCUACAUAUAUCAAGCGUGGUUCCUCCCUGUUUGAUGUUUCUAGGAAAUCUUCCAGUGGUUUGAGCACCAACCGCAUGUAUACAUCAAGCUCCCAGAGCAGGGAUGGCACUCUGCUGGCAGACCCCAUUCCUUCUGUGCCUGUGCAGUCCGUAAGCAGCUCUACUGAUGGAUCGUCUCCGCAGCUGCCAGGUACCUCUAGCCAGUAUGCCCCUUUACCCUUGAGUGCAAAAGUGCAUGGGUACAGUAACAGAUCUUCAAGUGGAACCUCGUCUAGGAGCCAAUCUCAAUGGCAGACUUCAGCUAGGUGGUCACAAGGUUUUCAGACCUCUGGGGCAUUCCCAUUACAGAUUGGCUCUUCAUCUCAAAGCUUAAAGGCUCCCAGUAGGUUCUCCACUCAGGCUUCACCUGGAUCCUCCUUGACUGGCUCAGGGGCAUCUAAAAAAUGGCAGCCUUCAGCCUCUCCUUGGAGCAAACGGUUUCAGGCCUCUGGCACCGCUGAACCUCAGAGCAGCCCAACAUCAGUUAUCUCCAGUAGCUAUGGUUAUGACCAGAAAGCUUCAGGCUAUUCCAAAUCUUCCCAGAGCUCCCCUGGUAUAGGAUGGUAGUCCUCUGUCAAGGGCUAAGGAACUGCCAUGUACACUUGUACUGUGGAAUGGCAAUGCUAAAUGGUAUAAAGCUGCAUUCAAACUUUGAUUCAAUAAAUUGUUUAAUAUAAA
This is a messenger RNA of Carassius carassius (crucian carp), 2825 nucleotides long. RefSeq lists its product as uncharacterized. Lineage: Eukaryota; Metazoa; Chordata; Actinopteri; Cypriniformes; Cyprinidae. The record is from RefSeq and is a predicted model, not a curated record. The coding region runs from base 51 to 2714 and encodes 887 amino acids. The transcript is spliced from 3 exons.